Messenger RNA from Momordica charantia (bitter melon), 1874 nucleotides. RefSeq names its product polygalacturonase inhibitor. Gene Ontology annotation, molecular function: protein binding. Lineage: Eukaryota; Viridiplantae; Streptophyta; Magnoliopsida; Cucurbitales; Cucurbitaceae. The record is from RefSeq and is a predicted model, not a curated record.
AGAUCCCCUGCAAAGCCCCUUGCCUAACUUCUAUCUAUUUUAGGUUUUGUACUCUCAAAAUAUAUAACGAGUUCAAAUCUGGUGGCGUAGUGGAUUUGUGGCCGAAUGGGGAUACCCUCCCCGGUUUUUCCUCUAGCAUGCAUGGUCAAGGCUUGCCCCGCCCCCUCACCCACCUCCAUUCGGAGAUGAGUCCCGCAACGUCAAUUACAGUGUUGAGUGGCCGUAGACAGACCCUAAUUCUAAGGAUCCAACUGGAGAAGUCACACCGCAUAGAUUUCAGGUUAUAAAAAAAAAAGUGCAGUUUCUUCUCUUCUGCAAGUUGUAUGCAGAAAAUCCAUCACACUACAACUGUAGCUAUUGACUUUGCUACCUUUAAUGAGAAUGGCCCGAGUUUCCGAGUCCCCACCUUCAUAAAAAUCUCUACACCCCACUAAUUAAAACCAACCAUAUCUUCAUUCUUUGAGUUUACCAAUCUAUUAAUAUCCUCAUGAAUAAGCUCAUUACAGUAUUCAGCUUUCAAUCCAUAAAUCUUUGUGUCUCACUGAAAUCCAUGGCUCUUCCCGUUACUAAUCUCAAGCUCCCAUGGCUGCCUCUCUUCUUCUUCUUCCUCCUUUUCAACUUUGUUCUUUCAGAGCUCUGCCACCCAGAUGACAAGAAGGUCCUACUCAAAAUCAAGAAAGCAUUCAAUGAUCCCUACGUUCUCUCUUCAUGGCACCUGGAAACUGACUGCUGCGAGUGGUACUGCAUCGAGUGCGAUCGGGCUUCCCACCGUGUUAUCUCUCUUACGAUCGUCUCCAGCGAACUCUCGGGCCAAAUCCCACCGGAGAUCGGCGACCUUCUGUUCCUGGACCAACAUUUCUGGUUUGGUCCCGGACUUCCUCAGCAAUCUCACCAAUCUCACCCAUCUCAGCCUGUCCUUCAACAAUCUAACCGGAACCAUCCCAAGCUCGCUGGCGAAACUCCCCAACCUCGGCGCUCUCCAGUUGGACAGAAACAAGUUAACAGGACAAAUCCCGAACUCAUUCGGGUACUUACCUGGAGAUCAGGCUCCUUCCCUUUACCUUUCCCACAACCAACUUUCUGGGAAAAUCCCACCCUCUUUGUCCAGACUGAACUUCACCGUAAUCGAUUUGUCCCAAAACAAACUCGAAGGCAAUGCAUCCAUGAUAUUUGGUGAGAACAGGACAAUCCAGAUCAUUGACUUAUAAAGGAAUCUGUUGGAGUUCAACUUAUCCAAUAUUGUGUUUACCCAGAGCCUGACUUCGCUGGAUCUUAACCAUAACAAGAUAUUUGGAGGCAUUCCAGGGGAGAUAACAAAACUGAAUUUCCAAUACUUGAAUGUGAGCUACAAUAGGCUGUGCGGAGAGAUUCCAGUGGGUGGAUAGUUGCAGAGAUUUAAUAUGUAUUCAUAUUUUCACAACAGGUGUUUGUGUGGCACACCACUCAGUAGCUGCAAAUGAUCAAUUUCUCCCUCAAUCAUUCAGAUUUGAACUUUACUUUCAGAAACAAGAAUGCAAUUUAAGGCUAAAACGAACAAUGUUACUCAAUGAAACUUAUUAACAGAACACGUUCCAAAAUAAUUGUGUGUGAUGUGGGAAAAGAGCAAUUAUGAUGUUGUUAUUGAUCUUUAUCGCAGAGCCCUAGAUUAUUGAUCAUUAACGUAUAGAAGAGAAACAGCAGAAACAGCAAAUAAAGAACAAUUUCAGCGAAGAUCAAACGGAUUGAGCCCUAAAUUAGUUAAACGAGAUGAAGAUAGAUAGCAAAAUCUAAAUUCUAACCUAGAGAAGAACGCAGAAACAUUAGGCAAAAUCAGAUUCAAAGAGCGAGAAAUUAAAGCCGCAGAGAUUGAAGUUAAGAAAGCUGGAAAAAAAAAA